This is a messenger RNA of Aspergillus ruber CBS 135680, 318 nucleotides long. RefSeq lists its product as uncharacterized. The transcript has 2 exons. Bases 1 to 318 code for a protein of 105 amino acids. The record is from RefSeq and is a predicted model, not a curated record. NCBI's taxonomy places the organism in Eukaryota, Fungi, Ascomycota, Eurotiomycetes, Eurotiales, Aspergillaceae.
AUGAAGUUCUCAGCCCUUGCCGCAAGCCUGUGCAGUCUUGCCGCGUUUUCCAGCGCCAACCUGGACGAAAAACGAGCGUUUAACGUGGCCUUAACUUUUUAUGGUGUUGACGGAUCCUCUUACGGGGAAAUAUUUCCAGCAGAUACCACAUCAGUCCGCAUUGAUAACCCCACUGUGGUUAAGAGCAUCUGGUCAAACAGAGGAGGAUUUUGUACCAUCAUUGGCGCUGAUGGUAGCUCCGUUGUUAUCGCGGGAGAGGGAAACUAUACUGUGAAUCCUCCCCAGGUCCAGGUUCGGGGAGUCUGUGACAACCUGUGA